AUGAAUCAGCACGAGCGAAAGAAGGCCUACUGGGAGGAGCUCGAGCUGCGUCGCCGGAGCUUCUACCGCCGGAACCCGCAUUUCCUCUACUGCGGCACGUGCUACGAGGACGCCUACGGGUUCCCCGUCCCUCAGCCCUACGCGUCCUGGCACUCCCUCGCUCCUGCGCCGCACGCAAGGCCAUGGAGCGGCGGGACGGGGGGCGUGGAGGAGGAAGAACCCAGCAGCCCCCGCCCCCUGCUGAACGGCCAGGAGGAGCCGGCGGGGGAGUGGAGGUGGCUGCCGUGGAGGAGGGGGGCGGGGGCGCUGCCGCCGCCGCCGCCGCCGCAAGGGGGCGCUGAGGGGGCGCCGCUGGUGGAGCGGGUGUACCAUUCGCUGAGGGAGAGGCCGCUGCCGCAUGGGAGAGGGGGUCAGCGGUCGUUCUCCAGUGCGGGCACCUCGACUAACAGGCCGACUAACAGGCCUUUGUACGACCAAAGGCACCCAGACGCACCAACAUUCGCCCCAUCCAUAAGCCGCGGAGUGGGCAUCCCCUACCCCGGCCCCCCCGCCUACCCCCUGGGCCCCCCACCCCCCUACCAGGGCACCCCCCUCCGCCCCCCACCGGGAUCUAGUCACCCCCAGGGAUCUAGUCAGGACCGGGACGAGGGGCCCGCCGCGUUCGGCUCCCUUCCGGCGAGGCGGUCCCAGCGCGUCCAGCGCCCUCCGCCUCUCCGGGCCAAGCCCAUUCAGCUCAGGGAACCGGUGCCAGGCCGAGCCCAGCAGGAGCAGCCGCGCCGGAGGAACGAGACGAUUCCGGAGAGCCAGGAGCCGGUGCAACCGCAGCAACCUCGGCAGCCGCGGCAACCCCCGUGCCCCGCGAAGGCGACCUCGAGCAGCGACUCCCAGCCCUCUAGUCCGCGCUCGAGUCGCUCCACCUCCCCGAGCCUCACGGCCACCGACGCGGAGGUGGCCUCCUUCUUCGCCCACGAGACCCGCGCCCCCACCGCCGACUAUUCGCGCUCGCUCCCGAACAUCAAUCUGAUCCUGGAUGCGACCAGGAACAAGAGCGACAGCGGGCACGGCAGCAGUCACGACGAGACCAACUAUGCGAUGAGCGAGAGCGGCUCGUCGAACGGAUACAAUAACAACAAUUGCGGUCGGGACUCCUACAAUCAACCUCAGGACUCCUACAACCAGCCCCAGGACCCCCACAAGCCCGGUCCGGACCCCUACGGCACCCGAGUGACCUACAUCCGCUGCGACCCGAACGGCAACCGCCAACUGCGCCUCCCCCUCGACGCCCCCGAGGUCCUCCUCGCCCCCGCCCGCGUCGGCAAGCGCCCCCACCGCCCCGUCACGGAAUCGGAAUCUCUGGUGGAACUCCGGCCGCCCCGGCCGGCGAAGCGUAACGCGUCCCAUCCGAGCACCCCGGACGACGUCGUCUUCGCGUCCACUCGCGGCCAGAUGGAACUCUCGCGGCCUCACGCCCCCGACAUCAUCUUCAAGUUCAAGUCCAUUCACGUAUGAUAGAUACCCACCCAGUACAAAAAUUUAUGAUCGUUUAUAAAGAAUCCCUUC
This is a messenger RNA of Darwinula stevensoni, 1560 nucleotides long. NCBI's taxonomy places the organism in Eukaryota, Metazoa, Arthropoda, Ostracoda, Podocopida, Darwinulidae. The record is from the annotation of a GenBank genome assembly.